AUGACUGAACACUGGGACCAAAAUGCGCUACGGGCGCGCUUCUGUCAUGCUCUCUCUGAGAUGUACAAAAGCGAAGUCCCUCUUUACGGUGAUCUUGUUGAUGUGGUCUGGGAAGCAGAUGCAAAAGCUAUUCAGUCCAGUCAAAGCUUAGAAGGUAAAGUCAUCGACCCCGAUGAUAUCUUGCCCUCGCGACAUCGUGUAGAGAGACACGGCGCUAUUCGACUAGGAACACCCCAGGAACUGAGCACAAUCCGACGGAUGUUUGCUGUCAUGGGAAUGUACCCAGUGGGAUACUAUGACUUAAGCCUGGCUGGAUUUCCCAUGCAUGCCACCGCAUUCCGACCAAAGACACACGAUGCUCUCGCCGAGCAUCCAUUCCGCGUGUUCACAACAGUAUUGAGAAUGGACCUCCUGACAGAAAGGACACAAGAGCUGGCACAACAAGCGCUGAAGCGAAGGAACAUUUUCACGCCGAGACUUCUAUCCCUCUUGGAUCUUGUCGAUACAAAAGGAUCCUUAUCUUCGACAGAGUGCUCUGAAUUCAUAAAGAACGGCCUUGAGACAUUCAGAUGGCAUUCGAAAGCAACAGUCUCCCUAGAUGAAUACCAGAUACUCAAAGCUGAGCACCCUCUUAUCGCCGAUGUUGUCUCUUUCCCCAGCUCUCAUAUCAAUCACUUGACUCCCCGCACUAUCGAUAUCGAUCUAGUGCAGAAGCUCAUGGUGGACCGUGGAAUGCCUGCCAAGGAACGAAUCGAAGGACCUCCCAAACGAGUCUGUCCUAUUCUUCUUCGGCAGACGAGCUUCAAGGCCCUGGAAGAGACUGUCUACUUCCAUGACACAUCGGCCGAGUACGUGAAAGGAUCGCACACUGCCCGGUUUGGCGAGGUGGAGCAACGAGGUUACGCAUUGACUCGAGAGGGACGUCAGCUUUACGACCAGAUCUUGGACCGUGUCAAUGCAGAGGCAGCGAAGAAUAAGAUCAAAGGCAACGAUUACGAAAUACUUCUGGAAAACCGGUUCAAAGAAUUCCCGGAUACGUUGCAAGCUUUGCGUGAGCAUAAUUUAGCAUACUUUUGCUAUCGGGUGACCCCGAAGGGCAAGAAACUGUCGGAAGAUGGCGUCAUUCUUUCCAAAUCUGGAAGCUCCUCUGUGCCGCUGCAAGAACUUCUAGACCAAGGUGUUUUGUAUUAUGAGCCUCUCACCUAUGAAGACUUUUUGCCGUUGUCGGCCGGUGGGAUUUUUAAUUCCAAUCUCGGCAGUCCCUCGCAGUCAAAACAACUUAUUAUGAGUGCCGAGCCUGAUCUUGAUGGCUUUCAGCGCUCCCUAGGGUGCCUUAUCGCAGAUGAGUUUCACCUAUAUGCUGAAAUGGAGGCUAGUUCCUUGGAGGUUUGCAGGGGGCAACUCGGAUUAGAAAGAAUUGAGGCUUAA
Penicillium pulvis is the source of this 1428-nucleotide messenger RNA. RefSeq names its product VOC family protein. Bases 1 to 1428 code for a protein of 475 amino acids. The transcript has a single exon. The record is from RefSeq and is a predicted model, not a curated record. Lineage: Eukaryota; Fungi; Ascomycota; Eurotiomycetes; Eurotiales; Aspergillaceae. Gene Ontology annotation, molecular function: oxidoreductase activity.